AUGGAUGAUGAUGUCAGCUUGAAGUUCCGUCAGCAGCUUCUGCUCAUUGACGAAAAUCUGGUGUCUGAAGAUGUAGCAGCUUUAAAAUUUCUCUGUACUGACUUUCUCCCCUUCAGAAAACUAGAAAGGGUGAAGUCAGCGGUGGACAUCUUUCAGCUUCUUAUGGCUGAAGAAUAUCUGAACGAGAAAGAUACUUUCCUACUAGCUGAACUCUUAUACAUAAUUAAAUGUCAUUCCUUGCUCAAGGAACUUGGUUAUACCAAGGGGAAAGUGGAAGAAUGUCUGCAUGAGAAGGGAAAAGUGCCUCCAUACAGGCAGAUGCUGUAUGAAUUGUCAGAGAACGUUACCAAUGAGAUGUUGAAGGAUAUUGUAUUCCUCCUGAAAAACUCUCUUCCAAAGCGACAGAUAAUUCUGUCUGCUCUGGAAUUGCUGAUUUUAUUGGAAAAACAGGGCCUUUUAACUGAAAACAAUGUACAGAUACUGGAGGAAAUCUUUAUGAAUGUUUCACCUAAUCUUCUGGAAAUAGUAAACUGCUACAAAAGGGCAAAAGAUAACAAAGCAGCUUGUCUUACACGAGGCUUCUCUGAAAUGAACCUGGAGCCACCUGGAGAACUCAGCAAUGAAGAAAAUGAAUCAAAGAAGAUGGCAAGCUACAAAAUGGAUGGACCACACAGAGGAUUUUGUCUUGUUAUUAAUAAUGUUAUAUUCAGUAAGUCUCUUAGCGAGAGGAAAGGUUCUUCCAAAGAUGCUGAGGAACUGGAGCGAGUAUUCACAUGGCUUGGUCUAGAUGUGAGGACUUACACAGAUCUGACAACUCAGGAGAUUAAAGAACUCCUGCGAACUUGGCAGCAUUUGGAAGAUCACAAAGACAGGGACUGCUUUAUAUGUUGUAUUCUGUCUCAUGGAGAGUCAGGAGCAGUCUAUGGGAGAGAUGAGGAACUUAUAUCAAUCCGCACAAUCAUGUCCCACUUCACUGCAAAACAGUGUCCACAGCUGGCAGAAAAACCUAAACUCUUCUUUAUCCAAGCAUGCCAAGGUAAAGAGGUACAGUGUGCUGUCUCUGUUCAAGCUGAUGCACAAAUUCCAGACUCGUUUUCCAUGCAACAGAGCAUUUCUCCAUCUGAAAGUAUUCCUGAAGAGGCCGAUUUCCUCCUGGGCAUGGCCACAAUUGAUGGAUAUGUGUCUUUCCGGCAUGUUCAUCAGGGUGCUUGGUACAUUCAGGCCCUGUGCAGCAAGCUACAGCUGUUGGUACCAAGGGGUGAAGAUAUUUUGUCGAUUCUUACAGAAGUUAAUGAAGAUGUGGGCAGACGUGUUGACCGCUUAGGCACAAAGAAGCAGAUGCCCCAACCAGCGUAUACCUUAAGAAGAAAACUUAUAUUCCCAGUACCUAGAGACCCUCCUCCUUCACAGCUAUAUAGAGGCUUUUAA
Molecule: messenger RNA, 1428 nt
Organism: Nestor notabilis (Kea)
Lineage: Eukaryota; Metazoa; Chordata; Aves; Psittaciformes; Psittacidae
Gene: CASP10
Product: caspase 10, apoptosis-related cysteine peptidase
Exons: 7
Coding region: 1-1428 (475 amino acids)
Biological process (GO): negative regulation of extrinsic apoptotic signaling pathway via death domain receptors; proteolysis
Molecular function (GO): protein binding
Source: RefSeq, a predicted model, not a curated record